Messenger RNA from Arabidopsis arenosa, 658 nucleotides. Lineage: Eukaryota; Viridiplantae; Streptophyta; Magnoliopsida; Brassicales; Brassicaceae. The record is from the annotation of a GenBank genome assembly.
AAAAUAAAGGAGGAGGAAACAGAAACAUGAAGAUUACUCAUCAUUGUUUGGUUUCUCUUCUCUCAAUCCUCCUUUUGUCUGGAUACGCCUUGUCUCUUCACAUAUCUCUUGAUGAAUUUGAGUCACACCCAGCCACAAGCCGAGCUCUUCUUCAGGCAAGGGCAACAUGCAAAGAAGAUUUUGCGGCCAAGAAUUACACAAUCAUAACAAGUAAAUGCAAAGGACCAAAUUAUCCGGCCAAGGUAUGUUGCUCGGCCUUCAAGGACUUUGCUUGCCCAUUCGCGGAAGUUCUUAACGACGAAAAGACAGAUUGUGCCUCCACAAUGUUCAGCUACAUCAAUCUCUACGGUCGUUAUCCUCCUGGAAUAUUUGCUAACAUGUGCAAAGAAGGCAAAGAAGGCCUCGAUUGCACCGACGUCACCACCACCUCUUCUUCCCAUGCAUCGAUCCCUCUAGUUUCCACACACGCUCUGCUAAUCACCGUUUUCAUCUUGUUUCGCCUCUUCUAAAGACUUGUAAAUGUUACAAUAUAAAAAAAAAAAAAAAAAAAAAUGUUACAAUAUGAGUUAUAUAUUACAUUCCAUUGUUAGUUGUUUUGUGAUCAUAGAUGUAAAUGAUUGAUUUUUGUUUGCUGUGUCAUUAAAAUCAUUCGUUAUGA